CCCAUAUUUUUUUUUCCGUGCGUUGCUAUGACUCCCAUUGUCUACAUUUGAUGGGAAAAUGGCUACUCUUGUGCGAUUACAGCGGAGCAACGGGUCAAUAAUGCAACAGAUAUUCAUAAGAAAUAAAGAGGCAGAGGAGCAGAGAGAUAUUGAAUACAAGUCGGUAGUGAGGAUACAGGCAUGGUUCCGUGGACAGCGCGUCCGGUCGUACAUCCUUCAUCUCCAUCGCUGUGCUACCAUCUUACAGAAGGUGUGGAGGGGCCAUCUUGGAAGGAGGGUGUACAGGGAAAUGAUUAAGCAACUCAUGCUGGUGAUGAGGAUGAAAUACUAUAACAGAAUGGCUACCCUGAUUCAAAAGAUUUGGAAGGGAUACUACACAAGAAAAUAUGUUGCCAACUACUUCAGUAGAAAGAGAUAUCUUGAAGGUCUCAUUGUCAAAAAUGAAAUCAUUAGGAAAGAACUGGAGGAGUACAAAGUGCAGCAAGAUGAAGAAAAAGCGCAGAAACUACAAGCAGAUAUUAAAGAAAAAGUGUUUGAGGAAGCCAGAAAGAAUCACUAUCUCCUUAGUACCGAAGUGGUGCCUGGUGUGUACAACUCUCCCUUCAAGCCUUACCCAGACGAGAUGGAAUUCAUCUUACGGAGUGUCAAGCCACGCCCUCCCCCUGGUCCCAAGCUCAUAAGAGAGAACAGAUCGGGCAGAGUGGUGGCUCCAAGCCCCCCUCUACCCCUCACUGCCCCCUUGCCACCCAUUGGUCAGAAGCCCCAGGGUCCAUUCAGGGAGCCUCUUGAAGUGCAGAAGCAGAGAUACAAGCCUCUCCAACCGACCCUGAAAGUGGCCACAUCCUACACGUCUGUGGAGGAGGCCAGAGCGGCCAUGAGAGGUCAGGAGUGGGUCAUGAGAGUCAAUGACAACAUUUUUGUGCCUUUCACAAGGAGAGAUCGAGAUUACGAUCCCUUGCUCCACACGACAUCCAAAUAUGGGCAUUUACCGUAUGGUACACACUACUACAGAGAAGGCGAUGAAACAAAACAUAUUACUGCAGAGAGGUUUCAACCAGUUGUUUCCCCAAUCCCCGUCUUCGAUAAGUUAAACGACAACUACUCAAAAGGAACGGAAACGGUACCCUAAAAGAAAGAGCUAUACAGAUCCCUUGUACUGCCCUGAGUUUUUAUGUGUUGCAAUAUGUUGUCCCUUGUUUCUCAUUUUGAAAAUGAAAAACAAUAAUAUGCGUCAUUUGACUAAUAAAUUUCUUUAGAAAAUGUAAAUAUAACUAAAGUAUGCUUUAAUGUACAUAUCUGUAUAUUUUGUAUGUAUUGUAGAAAUGUAAAUAUCUGUAUAUAUUUUGAUAACAAAAUCAUAUUAAAGCUAAUGUACUAAUGUGGAUUUACAUUAAAUCACAAAUUUGCUUUCUCUCUCUCUCUCUCUCUCUCUCUCUCUCUCUCUCUCUUCCUCCACUACAUUAUUAACUGAUAGGAUAAGUAUUCAUUAAGGAAAACAUGAUUUCAAAUAAUGCAGUGUGCAUUCAGUACAUGUUUUAUACUUGAGUCUGGUAUGAUAAUGCCAUGGGACAUUUUUAUGAUCAGUACAUGCAAAGGUCAUAUAUCAAUUGUAUUGAAUGUAUGAACCCAAGCCCCUCCCCCCCCCCCCUUCCAUUCAUCCUGUUAUCCAGGUACCUGUUUGUGUCAUUAUACCAGCCAUUGAACAUGAUCAGUGUUUCCUAUCCUCCAUAAACAUGUGAUCGUUUUUUAAUACGGCAAACAGGAAGCAACAGGAUUGUUUUUCAAGCACCAUUUAUUCCAAGGUUAUUCCUGUUCAUUCAAUGAGGUCUUGCUAUUGUCUUGCAAUAAACAUACGCUUAUCCAUAUCUGCUAUUGAAUUUCCAUUUGUUGGAUUUCAGAUCAUAUAUUCUGAGCUUGAGAUUUGCUAGAGCAUGAUAGAACAAUCUUUUAACAAACUGCUCUAAAUCUGGUACUGAAUUGAAUAUUAUUGGACAAAUAAUCUUCUUGAAAUUUACAAUAGAUUCAUGACUUUUGCAUUUAGAAAAAUAUUGGUUCCAACUAAUAAAAGUUUAAUAAUGAAAAGGGGCAUUUUAUGAUUGAAAACCCCUCUUACACAUUCUUAUUUGUAGUAUGUGCAAGUAUUUAUAAAUAUGGGGUCACUGUUUAUUAGGGUGAAGGUGUUUAUGAAAACUAUUUAACAUGGAGUUCCGCUUCAAAGGAUUAAAAAAUGCCAUAAUACUAGCAUUUCAGACAAAAAUUAUUGGAGAAGUUAUUGAUCAAAA
Strongylocentrotus purpuratus (purple sea urchin) is the source of this 2282-nucleotide messenger RNA. RefSeq names its product spermatogenesis-associated protein 17 (gene spata17). Lineage: Eukaryota; Metazoa; Echinodermata; Echinoidea; Camarodonta; Strongylocentrotidae. Gene Ontology annotation, cellular component: spindle pole. Gene Ontology annotation, molecular function: protein binding. Bases 59 to 1129 code for a protein of 356 amino acids. The transcript has 8 exons. The record is from RefSeq and is a predicted model, not a curated record. Gene Ontology annotation, biological process: mitotic cell cycle; spindle organization; establishment of meiotic spindle localization.